Hymenoscyphus albidus is the source of this 1299-nucleotide messenger RNA. Lineage: Eukaryota; Fungi; Ascomycota; Leotiomycetes; Helotiales; Helotiaceae. The record is from the annotation of a GenBank genome assembly.
GGAGCAAGUUGGAUAGACUUAUGCUGUGCCAACUCUCCACAAUGCAGCCAGACAGUCACUUGUGACGUGCUACAUUUUUUGAAAUGGGACGUGCUUAAGCUACUUAAGUAGCUAAUUAAUGAAUAUAAGAUGUUCAGACCCCAUACCAUUGUUGUCAAUUAAUCAAACAAUUCAUUUCACACUCUCAAUUGAUCCAAUCACACUUCAAAUUUCCCAAAAAAUUCAACAAACAAUUCCUCAAAAUGGAUAACGCAGCAACCGCCGUUAAUAAGCUCUUUGGCAGAACCACUGCCAGCCCUACACCAGAGGUUGACAGGGCCACCAGAGAUUCCACUCCAAGAACUACGAACGUGGAUGAUGUCGACGUAAAAGCAGAUGUUGCUGAUACAACUGUCGAGGGAGAAAUCAAGCCAGCAGUCGAGCACACACAUGUCAAGAAGCAACACGAGACUCGGGAGCAAACCUUUGUCGAGAAAGAGAAACACCAAGAUCACUACCACACCACCAUUCAGCCCUUGAAAGACUCUGAGAUCAUUCCUGAGAAACAUGAUCACGUUCAGGAAACGAAGCACAAGAGUAUCAACAAAGACGACAACAAAGCGGCGGCCAAGGCAAAGGCUGAUCAAGCUGGAUUUGAGAGCACGCACGAUGAGAAGAAGUUUGAGUCCAAGACCAAAGAGCCGACGCUACAGGAUGAGCACGUCCACCAUCACUUGCACGAGACUAUUCAGCCAGUAAUUGAGAAGGGUAAGUCAAUUUCUUUAAUCUAACUCUGAAGGCUUUGCUAAUUCAUGAACAGAGGUUAUCGUCCCAUCAGUAACUCACAAGCGAGUCGUUGUCAAGGAGAAGAUUCAAGAGCCAGCAGAACACCAUGGUGUCACCACGAACUCCACCAUGUCCGUGGAAGACUUCAAGAACAAGGUGGAUGGGGACAAGAAGGCGACGCUUGUUAGUGGAAAAACUGCAUAAAGUUCUAUAUGAGUAGUUAAUAAUAAUGUAAUUGUAGUCACAAUCUCAAUCUCGUUCGCAUUCCGAUAGAGCGCAAUCCACUGAAGCUCUUCCUAAGUGCAAGAAGAGGAAGGUUGAAGUGACAGAUGAACAAUUACAAUUGGACUGUGCUGUUGAUACUGUUAAUGAACUUGAAAAUUAAAUGAUGGCUGGUCUGUGUUGUGCGUAAUAGUGCGUAAUAGUGCGUAAAAUAAAAGUUUUAUGUUGAGGCAGAAAACAUUGGAAGGGGCGGCGUUUAGUGAGUUGUUAUCUUAUCGAAAUCUUCAAUUAUGGAUAUGAAUACAUGAAUAC